Messenger RNA from Echinops telfairi (small Madagascar hedgehog), 3092 nucleotides. Its product is annotated as UDP-glucuronosyltransferase 2A1. Gene Ontology annotation, molecular function: UDP-glycosyltransferase activity. NCBI's taxonomy places the organism in Eukaryota, Metazoa, Chordata, Mammalia, Afrosoricida, Tenrecidae. The transcript has 7 exons. The record is from RefSeq and is a predicted model, not a curated record. Bases 1 to 2217 code for a protein of 738 amino acids.
AUGUUAAACAAGAUUUUCCUGCUGCUGUUCCUUCAGCUGAGCAUCCUAGGAACCACUCACGGUGGGAAAAUUCUGAUAUGGCCAGUGGAAGGCAGUCACUGGCUAAAUAUCCAGAUAAUUAUAGACGAGCUGAUUAAAAAAGAGCAUAAUGUGACUGUCCUCGUUGCUUCUGGUGCCCUCUUCAUCACACCAACUUCCAAAUCAUCUCUGACAUUUGAAAUAUAUAAGGUACCCUUUGGCAAAGAUAGAAUCGAAGAGGUGAUCAAGAACUUUGUUCUGACGUGGCUAACACAUAGACCAUCACCCGCUACCAUUUGGAGAUUCUAUCAAGAAAUGGCCGUUGUCAUCCAGGACUUCCACACGGUCUGCAGGGAAAUCUGUGAUAGUGUUCUACAAAACCCGAAGCUGAUGGAAAGGCUGAAGAAAGGCAACUUUGAGGUCCUCAUAUCCGACCCAGUAUUUCCUUGCGGUGACAUCAUCGCUUUGAAACUGGGAAUUCCGUUUAUGUACUCCUUGAGGUUUUCGCCAGCCUCCACAGUGGAGAAGCACUGUGGGAAGGUACCAUACCCUCCUUCCUACGUUCCAGCUGUUUUAUCAGAACUCACCGAUCAGAUGUCUUUUGCAGAUAGAAUAAGAAAUUUCAUAUCCUACCAUCUCCAGGACUACAUGUUUGAUACGCUUUGGAGCUCAUGGGAUUCAUACUAUAGUAAGGCUUUGGAUGGUAGCCACUGGUUAAAUAUUAAGAUCAUUCUAGAAGAAUUAAUUAAAAGGAACCACAGUGUGACUGUACUGGCUUCAUCAGCUACUCUAUUCAUCAACUCCAAAAUGGAUUCUCCUGUGAAUUUUGAGGUGAUACCUGUUUCCUUCAAAAAGAGGCACAUAGAUGCUUUAAUUGAACAUAUGAUAAUGCUAUGGAUAGACCACAGACCAACUCCUCUCACACUCUGGGCUUUCUACAAAGAAUUAGGCAAACUCCUAGAUACAUUCUUCCAAAUUAAUAUACAAAUCUGUGAGGGAGUAUUGAAUAACCCCAAGUUAAUGACAAAACUUCAGAAAGGUGGUUUUGAUGUGUUGGUAGCAGACCCAGUAACAAUCUGUGGUGAUCUGGUUGCUCUGAAACUAGGAAUCCCAUUUAUGUACACGCUGAGGUUCUCUCCAGCCUCCACAGUGGAGAGACACUGUGGGAAAAUUCCAGCACCCACCUCCUACGUGCCAGCAGCCCUGUCAGAGCUCACGGACCAGAUGACCUUUGGUGAAAGGGUUAAAAACACCUUAUCUUAUCCUCUGCAAGAUUAUAUAUUCCAAUCCUACUGGGGAGAAUGGAAUUCGUACUACAGCAAAGUUCUAGGAAAACCCACUACAUUAUGUGAGACAAUGGGGAAAGCUGAAAUUUGGCUAAUCCGAACAUACUGGGAUUUUGAAUUCCCUCGGCCAUACUUACCUAACUUUGAAUUUGUUGGAGGCUUGCACUGCAAACCCGCCAAACCUCUACCAAAGGAAAUGGAAGAAUUCGUCCAGAGUUCAGGUGAACAUGGUAUUGUGGUGUUUUCUCUUGGGUCAAUGGUCAAAAACCUCACGGAAGAAAAGGCCAAUCUUAUUGCCUCCGCUCUGGCUCAGAUUCCUCAGAAGGUUUUAUGGCGAUACAAAGGACAAAAACCAGCUACAUUAGGAGCCAAUACUCGACUCUAUGAUUGGAUACCCCAGAAUGAUCUUCUUGGUCAUCCCAAAACAAAAGCUUUCAUCACUCAUGGGGGAACAAAUGGACUCUAUGAAGCUAUUUAUCAUGGGAUCCCUAUGGUGGGGGUUCCCAUGUUCGCUGACCAGCCUGACAACAUCGCUCACAUGAAGGCAAAGGGAGCCGCUGUGGAUGUGAACAUGAACACAAUGACAAGUGCGGAUCUGCUCAAUGCUUUGAAGGCAGUCAUUAAUGACCCUUCCUAUAAAGAGAAUGCUAUGAGAUUAUCAGCCAUUCAUCACGAUCAACCUGUUAAGCCCCUAGAUCGAGCUGUCUUCUGGAUUGAGUUUGUCAUGCGCCAUAAGGGAGCCAAGCACCUUCGCCCGGCUGCUCACGACCUCACCUGGCUCCAGUACCAUUCCUUGGACGUCAUUGGGUUUCUACUCGUCUGUGUGGCAACUGCUCUAUUCUUGGUCACAAAAUGUUGUUUGUUUUCUUGUAAAAAACUUGGGAAAAGAGGAAAAAAGAAAAAGAGGGAAUAGAUUAGUCCAAUCUGGCAAAUAUUUGUGCAUAGAAAUUUCUGUUUAUUUUAGCCACAGGAAGCUUAAUAAAAAUAAAAAAGAAAGUAUCACCUCUAUAUUGUAGAAUACUCACCGAAUUAACAUAACCAAACGACAUGGUUCAAAAAUCAGUAAGAUCAUUAACUGUGUCCCAUUCUACCUUCAUCUUUUCCCAGGAUUUACCCUAUUUUUUGUUUCCUGAUACGGCCAUUAAUAGUAUGUUCUAUUCAUAACACCAAUAUUUUCCUUUUUUAACCUUGAAUGAUAUGCUAAAUAACAGUACGGUGACUUCUGAGGAGAGCACAACAUGUGAGCUGAAUUUGGUGGAUGUAGGAAAUUCAGAAGAGUAAAAUUCACAAUUCUCCAUAGAUCAUCCUAGCAGUAAACCAGCAUCAGAACUGUUUGCUGUGAGACAAGCAAAGAUUUGUCCUAUUUGCCCUAUGUUAUUGCAGCUACUUUGCAUAGGGUAUUAUAUUUGGAAAGGUUAACAUAAUUUUAUAAAAUUCAUCUUGAUAACCAAAACAUACAAUGUCACCUUUAGUAAAGCAAUUUAUAUCCUUUUGAACCUUUUUUGUACAAAUGACAGUUCUAGGAGUGGCUUCAAACAAUAGCAUGAAUAAAUGGAGUCAUUUUUUUCUUAGAGUUUCCUCAGCAAUAUGUCAAAGCUGAACCAUAAAAGUACUUUAUUAAUUUUAUGAAAUUUUUCUUACCCGUGCAAUUAUAAUCAUAAACCUAAAUAUCAGUUCAAUUCAUUGUGCAUACUGAUAACUAAAAUUUUCCAUGUAUAUCCUCUAUAGUCAAUGGUAAAAUUAUGAUCAAUAAUAAAAUUACUGUAGGAAAAUAAAUAUUUAAUCUAC